Messenger RNA from Raphanus sativus (radish), 841 nucleotides. Its product is annotated as protein DMP3-like. The record is from RefSeq and is a predicted model, not a curated record. The transcript has a single exon. Gene Ontology annotation, biological process: endomembrane system organization. The coding region runs from base 221 to 841 and encodes 206 amino acids. Lineage: Eukaryota; Viridiplantae; Streptophyta; Magnoliopsida; Brassicales; Brassicaceae.
AGUGUAACUAAGGAUGAGAUUAAGAAUGAGACCAGCUCUCGCCUCUGUUGACUUCUCAAAAACAUUGAGCACGUCAAUAACUAUUUUCAACACUUCACCUCACGUUCUUUUUUAGUUUAAAUAAGUAUUAUAUAACUACGAUCAUGUUCAUCUAUUAAAAUCAUCCAUUAGUUCUCAACGCAAAGAAGAAAAAAAACGAAAGAGAGAGAGAUCAAACAACAUGUCAUCUUCCCUGAAGCAGAGAAACCCAACUAGUUCCCAAGCCAAUGACACCGAGCAAGAGCUCUCCGAGUCUCCACCUCCACAGCUAAGGAGACAACGUUCGACAUCUCAUCAGGCCAUGUCACAAACCCUAACGUCAGCUGCAAACUUAGCCAACCUCCUUCCGACGGGAACCCUCUUAGCCUUCCAGCUGCUCAUACCUGUCUUCACAACAAACGGCUCAUGCGAGUACGCGACUCGCGUUUUAACCUUAGUGCUGUUAACCCUUCUCUCCAUCUCCUGUUUCCUCAGCUCUUUCACGGACAGCGUCAUAGCUGAAGACGGUAACGUGUACUACGGGUUUGCUACUCGUAAAGGUAUGUGGGUUUUUGACUACCCUGACCCCUCCGGUUUGGGUUUGCCUGAUCUAAGUAAAUACAGGAUCCGGUUCGUUGACUGGAUCCACGCUGUUUUGUCUAUGCUUGUGUUUGGUGCGGUUGCUAUGAGAGACACGAACGCCGUGAGCUGCUUCUACCCAGCGCCGGAGCAAGAAACCAAGAAGGUUUUGGAUAUUGUUCCAGUGGGUGUUGGUGUUAUUUGUAGUUUGUUGUUUUUGGUUUUUCCGACGAGAAUGUUAUAA